This is a messenger RNA of Strongylocentrotus purpuratus (purple sea urchin), 1240 nucleotides long. Its product is annotated as sodium- and chloride-dependent taurine transporter-like. Bases 129 to 1232 code for a protein of 367 amino acids. The transcript is spliced from 10 exons. Gene Ontology annotation, biological process: sodium ion transmembrane transport. Gene Ontology annotation, cellular component: membrane. The record is from RefSeq and is a predicted model, not a curated record. Lineage: Eukaryota; Metazoa; Echinodermata; Echinoidea; Camarodonta; Strongylocentrotidae.
UGUCAUUUUCCUUUGCUAGAUUCAAUGUGCUAAAUCAGACAGACGGAAUACAUGACGUAGGACGUAUUGUUUGGUAUCUUGCCCUAAACCUCUUCCUCGCAUGGACGCUCAUCUACUUUGGCCUCUGGAUGGGAGUCAAAUUGAGCGGCAAGAUAGCUUAUGUCACCGUUCCCUAUAUACACCUUGUACUAGCCGCAUUUUUUAUACGUGGGGUCACUUUACCAGGAGCGUAUGAUGGUUUGCGGUUUUUUCUCUACCCCAACAUAUAUCUACUUGGAAGAACACAGGUGUGGAUAGCCGCUGGAACAGAAGUUUUCUAUUCCUUCUCGAUUGGACUAGGUGCUUUCACAGCCCUUGGAAGCUUCAACAAAUUCCACUACAACUUCUAUAGGGACAGCAUGAUCGUAGCCUUCUUAAAUGUGAUUACAAGUAUCUACAGUGUUAUCAUCGUCUCUUCAUUCGUUGGCUUCGUAGCGUUCGCUGAGGAUAUCCCAAUAAGUGGAGCCGUUGAUGCAGGUCCUGGUCUUUUUUUCGAGGUCUUUCCGCGUGCUUUUGCUGCAAUGCCUUCAUCAAGGGUCUCGGCAAUUUUCUUCUUCCUAGUGGUCCUAAAGAUUGGGCUAAACUCUCAGCUCGUCAUGGUAGGGGCGUUCAUCACGUCUGUCUUGGAUCUUUUCCCUACCUCGCUGCGGAUUGGGUAUUAUAAAGGGCUAUUCGUAUUGGGAGUCUGCUUUGUAAACUUCCUGAUUGGCCUUAGUAUGGUAACUCAGGGUGGUCUCUACGUCUUCACGCUCUUCAGUAACUAUGGGGAUAGUGCCUUCCCUAUCAUUUGGAUAUGUUUCUUCGAGAGCAUCGCCAUCGGAUGGUUUUAUGGUGUUAGAAGGUUCUCCCGAGACAUUGCCGAGAUGCUGAAAUGGCAACAGAUUGAAUGGUACAUAAUCUGCUGGCCAGUCACUGUUCCUAUUAUUGCUCUGCUCGUUUGGAUCGGCAACAUAGUGUACUGGGCCCCGCUGUCAUUUUCCUCUGGCUACCCGAGCUGGGCCGACGGGCUCGGCUUCUGUAUGACCCUCUCGUCGAUGGUGUGCAUUCCCGCAGGAGCGGUCUACUCCAUCUUCUACCACAUGAUCAAAGGUGAAGGGCCCACUAUGACGAGGCUGAAAAAGGUUAUCCAACCCACUAUCGUUCCUUUUCGUUACGAACUACAUGUAGAACCAGAUGGUGUGGAAAUGACCUAAUUUCAUGA